GACCUGAGAACACCAGAGACCAUGGUGGAGAGAGUUGGAUCAAGCCUGGACCUGAGAACACCAGAGACCAUGGUGGAGAGAGUUGGAUCAAGCCUGGACCUGAGAACACCAGAGACCAUGGUGGAGAGAGUUGGAUCAAGUUUGGACCUGAGAAAUGGAUUCCUCAGAGCUGUAAGACUUGUGACCAUGUUGAGGACUCCACACACUGGCUUCAGAUUGAACCCUUGACUUCCACUGUCCAGGGAGUGACAAUGUUCAGGCACAGGACACCCAGAGGGAGUUAUGAGUGCACAGUGUCUGGGCUCCGCUGGCUGUGUGACAGAGAUGUCAUUCUGAAGUAUCACUUCAGGAACUGGGAACCCUACAGUCAACUUCUGAAAGACAUGCAGUACACACAAGGUGGUCCAUUGCUGGACAUCACUAUGGAGUUAGGUGAACUGGAGGAAGUUCAUCUGCCACACUUUGUCUGUUUAGGGACCAACCCUUCCCUGAGGAAUGAGAUGAAGAUUCUUCAUGUAGAGGAACAUGGAGUGUCUUUUGAGGAAGUGCAUGAGGUCACCAGAUUCCAUGUUAAGAUUCUUCAUCCCAAAUUCUCACCCAUCUCUGUUAUACUGAGGUUACUGUCUUGGAACAUAGAUGUCCACUGUGACGUGGUCCUCUAUUUGGCAGUAAAAAGGUCAACAGUCAUUUCAAGGCUAUACCUGCUCCUCAGAAACUCCAGUCAGAAAGAGGCUGUUCAGGAACGGGAGAAAAACCAGGUGUCCAAAGGAUUUUCAGAAUUCGUCCUGUCAAGUCCAAACGGGUCCUUAAAGCUGAACAGUUGGUUUGCGUUCAAGAAUCCCCGCUCCACUUCCAUCAAUCCAGAGAAGAUUCAGCUGUUACCUGCAGACACCACACCAAGCUGUUGUCAGAUGAUUAUGGGAAACACAGGGGUGGAUAUUGAGAUGGAGUUAAUCGGGGAUGAUGAGAGGACAGUAUGGAAAUCAGUGGUAUCAAAAGAUGUGUACAGCAACGACUCUCAUCCAACAUCAUUAAUACUCCUUGGGAUUCCUGCUGAGGAGUUUCUUCAGAAACACAGGGCUGAACUCAUUCAGGGAGUCAAAAACACAAAGCCAAUAGCAGAUGUUCUGCGGUCAAAGUACAUGAUUGGUGAUGAAGAGUACUCCAGAAUAAAAGCCGAAACAACUGAACAGGAGCGAAUGAGAGAACUACUGAACGCAGUCCUCCCUAAAGGACCAGAAGUGAUGGGAGCUUGUCUCAAAGCUCUCAGUGAACAUGAACACCAUCUUGUUAAGUUCUUGAGUGAAUCGAGGUGUAUCAUAGGACCAUUAUUCCAUCAUUAUCUCAUCGUUAUCUCAGAUGUAUCAUAGGACCAUCAUCACAUCAUUAUCUCAGGUGUAUCAUACGUCCAUCAUCACAUCAUUAUCUCAGGUAUCUAACACCUCCUUCUUCUCCAUACUUUCUGAUCUCUCUCUUCCCUUCUCCUCCAUCCUCUGUC
Oncorhynchus masou masou (cherry salmon) is the source of this 1498-nucleotide messenger RNA. RefSeq names its product NACHT, LRR and PYD domains-containing protein 1 homolog. The record is from RefSeq and is a predicted model, not a curated record. The coding region runs from base 252 to 1370 and encodes 372 amino acids. Gene Ontology annotation, biological process: regulation of apoptotic process. Lineage: Eukaryota; Metazoa; Chordata; Actinopteri; Salmoniformes; Salmonidae. The transcript has 10 exons.